Molecule: messenger RNA, 4310 nt
Organism: Propithecus coquereli (Coquerel's sifaka)
Lineage: Eukaryota; Metazoa; Chordata; Mammalia; Primates; Indriidae
Gene: ILRUN
Product: chromosome unknown open reading frame, human C6orf106
Exons: 5
Coding region: 201-1076 (291 amino acids)
Biological process (GO): macroautophagy
Cellular component (GO): phagophore assembly site
Molecular function (GO): ubiquitin binding
Source: RefSeq, a predicted model, not a curated record
GGUGGGAGGGGGGGAGCGCGAGAGUGAGUGAGUGGCUGAGUGAGUUUACCCCUAUGAGGCGGUGAGAGGCCCGGGGCCUACCUCAAAGGAGCGGGGUCGCGGCGCCGGCUAGCAGCGGGCCCCCUCCCGGUCCCCGGGCCCGGCGGCGCGGCGGCAGCUCGGCUGUGAGGAGGCGGGGAAGCGGGUGUCCGGCCCCCGCCAUGGAGGGCAUGGACGUGGACCUGGACCCGGAGCUGAUGCAGAAGUUCAGCUGCCUGGGCACUACCGACAAGGACGUGCUCAUCUCCGAGUUCCAGAGGCUGCUUGGCUUCCAGCUCAACCCUGCCGGCUGCGCCUUCUUCCUGGACAUGACCAACUGGAACCUACAAGCAGCAAUUGGUGCCUAUUAUGACUUUGAGAGCCCAAACAUCAGUGUGCCCUCUAUGUCCUUUGUUGAAGAUGUCACCAUAGGAGAAGGGGAGUCAAUACCUCCUGAUACUCAGUUUAUAAAAACAUGGCGGAUCCAGAAUUCUGGGGCAGAGGCCUGGCCUCCAGGGGUUUGUCUUAAAUAUGUCGGGGGAGACCAAUUUGGACAUGUGAACAUGGUGAUGGUGAGAUCGCUAGAGCCCCAAGAGAUUGCAGAUGUCAGCGUCCAGAUGUGCAGCCCCAGCAGAGCAGGAAUGUAUCAGGGACAGUGGCGGAUGUGCACUGCUACAGGACUCUACUAUGGAGAUGUCAUCUGGGUGAUUCUCAGUGUGGAGGUGGGUGGACUUUUAGGAGUAACGCAGCAGCUGUCAUCUUUUGAAACGGAGUUCAACACACAGCCGCAUCGCAAGGUAGAAGGAAACUUCAACCCGUUUGCCUCUCCCCAAAAGAACCGACAAUCAGAUGAAAACAACUUAAAAGACCCUGGGGGUUCCGAGUUCGACUCGAUCAGCAAAAACACAUGGGCUCCUGCUCCUGACCAAACCGAGCAAGAUCAGAAUAGACUCUCACAGAACUCUGUAAAUCUGUCCCCCAGCAGUCACGCAAACAACUUAUCAGUAGUGACUUACAGUAAGGGGCUCCACGGGCCUUACCCCUUCGGCCAGUCUUAAACGGGUGUCAGCAAGAAGAAAAAUUAACAAAACACAGAAGGCCUGACUCUGGGGGGGAGGGGCAAGGGGUUCCUCUGGAUUGCAGACCACAUCGCACGGAUCCCUGGCUCUGACCCCCCAUCCCGGAAGAAGAGGAAGAAGCAGAACAGACUAGUUUUGAGUAAACUCAGUAUGCAUGUGUGAAUGCUAAAUUGCAGGAAUGGUGUUGAGGCUACCGAGAAGAAAUCCAUGCAGCCACCUUGGGUUUAUUAGGCGUCAGUCUAACAAGUCCUUAGGUCACUUGGGAAGGGAAAAAAGUUUAAAAUGGGGGAAAAAAGCCAUUUUUUUAAACAAAAAUUAUUUUGCCUACAGAGAGGUUGUAGUUUUGAGCACGUUAAUUUUUUUCCUCUUCCCCUGCUUUUUUUUUUUAUUACGGGAUAACAUACUCUUUAUAGAAUAGUGCUUGCUCUGGAAAUGAUUCAGGUUAAAAGCUGGCGUGGCAUGUUUGGGGACUCUGCGGAUCAGUGCUACCCGAGUACAUCUGCUGUGCCACAUGACUCCAGAAAUCUCUGACCCCAUUUGUUUUUAAUGGCAUCAGCCAAUGAGUUAUCACCUCUUUUCUCUUUAAUCUUCUGUUGAUUUACACCUUUGACAUUUGCAUUCAUCAGCCCUGUGGCUUGUUAGCACCAGACCUCUCUGUGUGGCCAGCAGAGGAAGCCUUGAGGACAGAUCUCGGGUGACGUGGGAUUUUCUGAGGCCGAGGGGUGCCCUUCUGCACACUCUUGUAACAAUUCAGAUUGCUUUUCUUCCAUGUUUCUCUUGGCAGAGAGAAACACCAUCAUGCUUACUGCUCUCUUGGAUUCUUCACGCGGUGGCUCCCCUUUCGCUCUGGGAACAGUGCCUCUGUGCAGAGCAUGUGUGCACGCCCGUGCACAUGGCCGGGUGCUGGUGUAGCUCACCAGCAAGUGUGCAGCGGGCGAGCGUGACAGCGGCACAUGCUUCUCUGUUGUCACACAACUCCUUCCCCUGUGUUUCCCUUCAAUUAAUUGUCCUUUGUGGUUUUCUCACAGCCUGUUAGUGGAGGCUGAGCUGUUAAGGUGUGAAAAUACAGCCCCAAAUGAGGACUUUGUCAUGGAGAAGGGCCACAGUCACUGACUACUUGAUCUUGGAGACCACAUUUAGAUAGAAAUGAGAGGACUGCCCCCUGCCCCCUUCCGCAUCAGAAUGCUUGGUUAUGGCUGAGGAGGUGGGCAAGGAGCAGCCCAGCUGGAGCAGAGGCUGAUUGGCUGACUGCACACUCAGGCAGGUGGCCCCACAGGCAUCCUGUGGAUUCCAAGUAGGCUGAGAUGUGGAGAUCUCCAUGGGAAGCUUGAACCAGGCUAGAACAGCUGUCUGCCAAAGAUACAAGAAUAUGCAAAGUCCCUCUUCUCUUCUCACCCCCUCCUUCCCUCGAGUCUUAGUUGGUUUGAGAGCCAGGGAUAUGGAUCCAGCAUGCAGUUGCAGGGUCACCUGUGUGUUAUUACACCCCCAUUCCCCCCAGGGGUGUGAGACAAGCAGGCAGACCAAGUGGUGAGUGGCUGCAAGGGGUCAUAUAGCCUGGGUGUGGGUGAGGGUCUGCCUGCCUGUCUGUUUCUGUCUGGGUGUCUGAGUUCCAAAAAUAUGUGUUGUUUGUUCCUCCUCAUCCUCUUUGGAGACUAUUGUUUUUUAAAGCUUGAUUGUAGGAGAAAAGCUUGUAUGAAAUUCCCCCUUUACCUCCCCACCCCUUAAAAAUAAAAGGGGGAAUCAACUUUGGUCCACUGGAGAAGCCCUGGGGAUGAGUGGAGGUAGCCUGCUGAGAAGGGCGGUGCGCCUGAGUCUGGGGCUAGACUAGAGCUUACCCUGGAACACCUACUGUCUAUGCACACACACGUGUCCCAUUGCCUAGCAGAACAGAGGGGAGUCCCUCCUGGGUGCUCACACCACAGGGUUCAGGUUGGCUUUUUGUGUGAGGGCCUCAGUAGGCCCAGAUUUCUGCUGCUGUUGGUGCCAAUCUCCUGGGACACUGCCACCCUGGAGCCUGUACAUACCCAGCUGUUCUUCCCACUUAACAGUCUCAAAGCAGCACAUCUCCACUGCCCCUGGCAGAAUCGUGGGAGGCUUCACAACCCCUGCUUUCCUGGCUUCCUCAUCUGCCCCAUGCUAGGUGCCCCUUCACAGUUUCCCAGCAGGGAUUCCCUGACCUCAGCAGGGGUUUCAUAGGCCACCAUUAGUGUGUCUGGCCCUGCCAGAUUAUCCUGCUCCUUCUCCUGCUUGUAGGCAAUCAACACCUGGCAACUUAAAUGUCCUGAGCACCUUGGCUUCCUUCCUAAGAACAAACCAUUUCUGUGCACAUCCUUAGAAAGGUGAGCUCCUCGCAAGAGGGCCAGAGCAAGUGCAAGCCUAGGGGUAGGGUUAGGGGUGGGGGUCCAUAGCAUCCCCAGGCCCAAGAGGGUAUUAGUACCAUUCCUUCUCCCUCUCCUCACUAGUAUGGGUCGGAGCAAUGCCUAAAGCCCCUCUCUGCUCCCCUGCCUAAUGGGUGGUAUUGGCUACCUCUCAGCCCCAGUAGUCCCUGCUCCUCUUAGAAUCUUCACCCCUGGGCAAAACCACCAGUGUCUGGCACCAGGAGGUGAGGCAGACACCAUCCUCAGAUGAUAAGAGUCUGAGCCCAGUUGGGGAGACAGGGGCUCCGGCUUGGGAAGUACCUGUGUGCAUGGAGUGAGGUGUGUGUGUUUGGAUGUGUGUGCAUGUGUGCAUGCCUUUUUUCUUUUUGCUGUGGAGACAGUUGAAUUUGGGGCAUUUUUCUAGAAGUUGUCAGCCCUUUGUCCCCUAAUAAGGCCUAGCUGUAACCUUAAGCCCAUCAAAGGCACUUCCAGCCUGGAGAGAACCUCACCAGACAGCUGGUGUGGCCUGAGGGUGGCCAUGGUGGGAAAUGGGCAUGAGAAUAAACACCUCCCCAAAUUCAAUCUGAGCCCCAGCAGGAGAGGAUGGCAGAGUUGCCAGGCUCAGAAGUGCAAGCUGAUUACCCACCCUCCCCUGCCUCACUUCGUCUUUCCUUUGUUUCCUUGGGCGAAUGUAGGAGCAGCAGUGGCUGCCCCUUCCACCUGAACAGUGGUGUGUGUAGCAAGCAAGCUGGGUGGGUGUUUGUGGUGGGGCCUCAUGGUGCCUAGGAGGAGAUGAAGAUGAGAUUUUUCCUUACUGUAUAAAUGAAUAUUUGUAUGAUUAAAUUAACACACAAAC